AUGCAGGCGGAGGCCAGAGGGGAAUUCUGCAGCCGGGACCAGCGCCCUGAGCUUGGCAAGGAGCCACUGGUCCCGGAGUGCCCUGCAGGGACCCCGACCCACGGGCCGGCCCAGGAGACCCCCCGAGUCCCCGCGGAGGAGCAGGGUGGCAUCCCCAUCCCCAGCGCCGGCCUGCUGCAGGUCACCGAGCGCCGACGUGAAGUCUCCUGCCAGCCCUUGGUUCUCCUGCCUGUCCCCGAGCCCCUGAGCAGCGUGUCUUCGCUGGAGGUGCACUUCGACCUGCUGGACCUGACGGAGUUGACGGAUAUGUCGGACCAGGAGCUUGCCGAGGUCUUCGCCGACUCCGACGAGGAGAACGUGGCCGGAGAGACGGCCGGCGGGCUGCAGCCGCCGGCGGUGCCGCGGGCCGGGUACCUGCGCUCGCCCUCCUGGACCCGCGCGCGGGAGCAGGGCCGGGACAAGAAGCACCUGAGUGACCCCGAGCUGCCGCCGGGACCCCCGGACGCCUUCCUGCCCGCCGAGCGCCCGCGGGAGCCGUAG
Molecule: messenger RNA, 540 nt
Organism: Pseudopodoces humilis (Tibetan ground-tit)
Lineage: Eukaryota; Metazoa; Chordata; Aves; Passeriformes; Paridae
Source: RefSeq, a predicted model, not a curated record